Messenger RNA from Nicotiana attenuata, 2054 nucleotides. RefSeq names its product F-box/kelch-repeat protein At3g06240-like. The record is from RefSeq and is a predicted model, not a curated record. Gene Ontology annotation, molecular function: protein binding. Lineage: Eukaryota; Viridiplantae; Streptophyta; Magnoliopsida; Solanales; Solanaceae. The transcript is spliced from 2 exons. The coding region runs from base 204 to 1028 and encodes 274 amino acids.
UAAUACAUGUAUUCAAUUGCAACUACAAAGUUCAAUCAUACACUAUCCAAACUCCAACAAAAUAAAUUGAAAGGAAAUAUUCUGUUAGGUGAAAACUUUUUCUAGUUUUGAUUAAAUCUAAUAAACCUUUUUUAGUUCCAAUUAAAUGCUAAUUUUGACAUACUCAAAGACUCCAAGCUUCUCCUCCAAAUCCAGAUUCAACCAUGGCGAUGAGCAAAGCUGAAUACCUACCCCAAGAAAUCAUCAUUGAUAUACUCUCCCGGCUGCCUGCAAAAGUCAUAGGCCAAUUUAGAUGCGUGUCAAAACAGUGGCUCAAUUUUCUCUCAGACCCACAAUUCAUCAAAUUUCAUCAUACCAUCCAUUCCCAUAAAGAAGAAUCGAAACUCAUUUUCGUCUCUAGUUCUGGGGCUCUUCACACUAUCACAUUUAACCAAAACCCCCAAAAUGGAACAAUUGAUGCCAUUCCAAGAAAGCUUAAUUUUAGAAUGGGUCUAUGGAGGAGGCAUGGGCAGCUACCUGUUGAUCAUGGAGUUCCUAUUGGUGGUUCUGGGAUUUUAGUAAAUGGGGCUUUGCAUUGGUUGGCUAGGAAAUCUCCUGAUUAUUCCUCUGUAAUUGUUGCUUUUUAUUUAUGUGAUGAGAAAUUCUUGGAGCUGCCGGUACCGAAUGCACUUGAUAACAAUAAUUUUGUGCUUUGUGAUCUUGUGGCUUUUAGAGGGUGUCUUUGUAUGUUGUUGAAUGAUACAGAAGAAAACAAAAUUGAGUUUUGGAUGAUGAAAGAAUAUGGGCUUGAGGAGUCUUGGACCAAAUUUAGGAUUGCUGGACUGGAUUUAGUGCAUGGUUUGGUGCCAUUUUGUUCAAUUAGUGAUGAUGAUGUUGUAUUGAAUGUUGAUAGAGAGAAGUUGAUUGUUUACAACAUGAAAGAGGAUCAAUGGAGUGAUAUGAAGGUUGGUGGAAUAACUGCUAAGUUUGAAAGAACUAGAUCUUUCAUGGAGAGUCUUGUGUCUCCUGUGUUAGGCAAGGGUACUUAGGGUUAUGAUAUUGCUUGAUGCAAUAUUCUGAGUUGAUGCUGUACUCAGAAUUAACCAUGGUGCCCAACAUGCUGAACGCGAAAAGGUGCAGACUUGAAUAUCAUUACCAGCAUCCAGUUGAAAGCUCGAGCUCAAGUACACCACAUCAUAACAAAACUGAAGUUCAAAGUCUGAUAACUCCUGAGCGAAUGAGUGGGGUUUCAGGCAAUAAAAAUAAAGAAAGAGCUCAGUUAUUUGGUAAUACUAAUGGUGACUUGGUACGAAUCAAUCAAGAUCAUAAGAUGCAUAAAGUUGAAAUGGACAGGCUUGUAUCUGGUUUAGCUGCACUAGAAUCAUCAAUUCAAGUUGAGGCAAUUCAUAUUUUUUGCAAACGAAGUUUCACUCUUUUCUUCUAAUUGCAAAACCAUUGAUAAAAAGUGCAAUGGGAACUCUGUAAGAGGGUCGGUUAUUGCCAUGGAGCUUUAAAGGAAAAUUAUUGACAAAAUUUCUAAUAGUUUUGUUCAAUCAAGUUAUUGUCAUGGAGUUCAAUUUUCUGCUCUUGAUUGUCUCCAAACUGCUAUUCAAGACAAGGAUGGACUAAGACAUUCAUUGCUUUGCAAAGUGGUAUUGGGAAUAUUGGAAGUAGUACAUCCUAGUUCAGGACAGUCUCAGCCAAGUCCGGAGGAUCUUGUUUCUGGGUUUGACAUGUUAUUAUCUUCAAGAAAGUACGUAGUUUGGAGUAGUCACUGGAAUACUCAUAUCUUAACUCAUAGUCAGUUUCAGAGUUCCUCAUUAAGAAGGGUUGAUGACUAUCCAACUCCUUCAAAGAAUGUAAAUUUGUCCAAGGAUUUCCUUUGAUGCUGUGAUCACUAGAUUAUUAAGGAUCUUGUCUUCUCGUGUUAUCAAAUUGAUAACAAAAUAUCAAAAUGAUCAAGAAACAAUGGGCAAUUGGAUCAGUUCUGCCUACUAAACUUGAUCGUGUCUCAAAUAUGAACAAUAUAUGUUUGGAGUGGCUUAACAAACAAUCUCCAAGAUCUAUUCUUUAUA